CAAAAGCAUCCUUUUUGACUCACUCACACUUCUCAAGAGCCUUUCCGCCUCCCCCCCUUUUUUUAUUUAGUUAUCAAAACUUUAUUUUAUCAUACCGUGUUUCGGAUCAAUUUUGGUGAACUUCAUCUUCAUAUUCUUACUCUCUACCGUUUGCUUGCGGAUUCAUGCACAAAUGCUGAACAGAAUUCAUAGACGCCGAAAUCCGUGAUUGAUCGAGUUCUAUAAUACAUGGUUUAUAUUAGCAGCUAGAAGUGAUAAAUUGAGACAUCAAGAUGUCUUACAGCAGAAGGGGGUCUGAUCCGCCACCGCAGAGGCGGAUACUGCGGACUCAGACUGCUGGGAAUUUGGGGGCAGACCCAAUCUUGGACAGUGAAGUGGUGCCUUCCUCACUAGUUGAGAUAGCUCCCAUUCUUCGUGUUGCUAAUGAAGUAGAGGCUAGCAACCCAAGGGUUGCUUAUCUCUGUCGAUUUUAUGCCUUUGAAAAGGCUCAUAGAUUAGAUCCCACAUCUAGCGGCCGUGGUGUUCGACAGUUCAAAACUGCUCUUCUUCAACGUCUAGAAAGGGAAAAUGACACAACAUUGCAAGGAAGAGUUAAGAGUGAUGCUCGGGAAAUGCAAAACUUUUAUCAGCAUUACUACAAAAAGUAUAUUCAAGCGUUACAGAAUGCUGCUGACAAGGACCGUGCCCAACUCACAAAAGCAUACCAAACUGCUGCUGUUUUAUUUGAGGUUUUGAAGGCAGUUAAUCAGACAGAGGCAGUUGAUGUAGCUGAAGAGAUUUUGGAGGCUCAUACUAAGGUAGAGGAAAACAAGCAGUUAUAUGCCCCAUAUAAUAUUCUGCCUCUUGAUCCUGAAAGUGGGAAAGAAGCUAUAAUGAGAUAUCCUGAGAUUCAAGCAGCUGUGUCUGCACUCCGUAAUAUAAGGGGUUUGCCUUGGCCAAAGGGUCAUGGGGACAAGAACAAAUUAAAUCAAGACAUCCUUGACUGGCUUCAGCUUAUGUUUGGUUUCCAGAAAGGUAACGUGGAAAAUCAAAGGGAACACUUGAUUCUUUUGCUCGCCAAUGUACAUAUAAGACAAGUUCCAAGACCUGAUCAACCACCAAAGUUGGAUGAUCGCGCCUUAACAGAAGUGAUGAAGAAACUCUUUAGAAACUACAAAAAGUGGUGCAAGUAUUUGGGUCGCAAAAGUAGCCUUUGGUUACCAACUAUUCAACAGGAGGUGCAACAGCGCAAAUUACUGUACAUGGGUCUAUAUCUUCUUAUAUGGGGUGAAGCUGCAAACUUGAGGUUUAUGCCAGAAUGCCUUUGUUAUAUCUAUCAUCAUAUGGCAUUUGAGUUGUAUGGCAUACUGGCUGGGAGUGUUAGUCAACUUACGGGUGAGCCUGUAAAGCCUGCAUAUGGUGGUGACAAUGAGGCUUUUCUGAUGAAAGUAGUAAAACCAAUAUAUGAUACAAUAGCAAAGGAAGCUUUGAGGAGUAAUACAGGAAAAGCAAAGCAUUCUCAGUGGAGAAAUUAUGAUGAUUUGAAUGAAUAUUUUUGGUCAAUUGAUUGUUUCCGGCUAGGCUGGCCAAUGCGCAUUGACUCUGAAUUCUUCUAUGUAUCUCCACUCCCUGAGAAACGCUCAGCUAACAAAGAUGAGGAAACUGGAAAUAUUGCCAGAGGUCGAUGGAUUGGGAAAACUAAUUUUGUUGAAAUACGCUCAUAUUGGCAUGUGUUUAGAAGUUUUGAUAGAAUGUGGAGCUUUUAUAUACUCUGUUUACAGGCAAUGAUAAUCAUCGCUUGGAAUGGCUCGGGUGAUUUAAGCUCCAUAUUUGAUGGUGAAGUUUUCAAGAAAAUUCUCAGCAUCUUUAUAACUGCUGCAAUAUUGAAACUUGCUCAAGCGAUUCUUGAUGUAGUCCUGAGUUGGAAAGCAAGGAAAGUCAUGUCACUUCAUGUCAAGCUGCGAUAUAUAUGUAAAGUUAUUUCAGCUGCUGCAUGGGUAGUAGUUUUGCCAGUCACUUAUGCUUUUAGUUGGAAAAAUCCAUCUGGUUUUGCACAGACCAUCAAGAAUUGGUUUGGCAAUGGUUCAGGAUCGCCUUCAUUGUUCAUUUUGGCUAUCUUCCUUUAUUUAUCUCCAAAUAUUCUCUCUGCACUGUUAUUCGUGUUCCCAUUCAUUCGCCGUUAUUUGGAGAGGUCUAACAAUGGCAUUGUGAAGCUCAUGAUGUGGUGGUCCCAGCCUCGGUUAUUUGUUGGAAGAGGAAUGCAAGAGGGACCAAUUCAACUCAUGAAGUACACUAUAUUUUGGGUUCUCCUUAUUCUAUCUAAACUAGCAUUUAGUUACUACAUGGAGAUUAAGCCUCUUGUGGGUCCAACAAAGGUCAUCAUGCAGGCCCACGUAUCACUUUAUAAGUGGCAUGAGUUCUUCCCCCAUGCCAAAAGCAAUAUUGGUGUAGUGAUUGCUAUAUGGUCUCCGAUCAUUCUUGUCUACUUUAUGGAUACACAGAUUUGGUAUGCUAUCUUCUCUACAAUAGUAGGAGGCAUAUAUGGUGCAUUUCGCCGUCUUGGAGAGAUACGAACAUUGGAACUCCUGCGGUCUCGUUUUGAAUCAAUUCCGGGUGCUUUUAAUGCUUGCUUGAUUCCUGUGGAGAAAAGUGAGAAAACCAAGAGAAAGAGUCUAUGGGCCACUUUUUUCCACAAAUUUGAACAGGUCUCUUCCAAUAAAGAAAAGGAGGCUGCAAGGUUUGCACAGUUAUGGAAUAAAAUUAUUACUAGUUUGAGGGAGGAGGACCUGAUUGAUAACAGGGAAAUGGACCUCCUGCUCGUACCAUAUUGGGCUGACCGUGAUUUAAACCUUAUCCAGUGGCCUCCUUUCUUACUUGCUAGCAAGAUCCCAAUAGCAGUGUCGAUGGCCAAAGACAGUUUUGGGAAAGGACAAGAGCUGGAAAAGAGAUUGACUCGGGACAAGUACAUGAAAUCUGCUGUUCUUGAAUGCUAUGCUUCUUUUAGGAAUAUUAUUAACUUCUUGGUUUUAGCAGAACGUGAGAAAUUGGUCAUUAAUAAUAUAUUUGGAAGAGUUGAUGAGCACAUAGACAAUGGAGAUCUUCUGACUGAACUGAAUAUGAGUGCUCUUCCCAGUCUAUAUGAUCGAUUUAUUAAACUGAUUGAAUUAUUGUCAGAUAACAAACAGGAGGACAAGGAUCAGGUUGUGAUUCUUUUGCUUGACAUGCUAGAGAUUGUGACCAGAGACAUAAUGGAAGGAGAAGUUGAGGGUUUGCUAGAUUCAAGCCAUGGUGGGUCUUUUGGAAAGGAUGAAAGGAUGACACCCCUUGAUCAACAAUAUCAGGUUUUUGGUAGACUUGCUUUUCCUGUCAAAACAGAAACUGAAGCUUGGAAAGAGAAAAUAAAAAGGCUUCAUUUAUUGCUCACUGUAAAGGAGUCUGCUAUGGAUGUACCAUCCAACCUGGAUGCUAGGAGGCGUAUAUCUUUCUUUUCUAAUUCAUUGUUUAUGGAUAUGCCACCUGCUCCCAAAGUGCGGAAUAUGCUGUCCUUCUCGGUCUUGACACCAUACUAUGAUGAAGCUGUUCUCUUUUCCAUAGACGAGCUAGAAGAGCCAAAUGAAGAUGGAGUGUCUAUCCUAUUUUACUUGCAAAAGAUAUUUCCAGAUGAAUGGAAAAACUUUCUUGAACGAGUUGAAUGUAAGAGUGAAGAACAAGUCAGAGGAGAGUUAGAAGAAGAACUCCGUUUAUGGGCAUCAUAUAGAGGCCAAACAUUGACCAAAACUGUCCGAGGGAUGAUGUAUAUCCGACAAGCUUUGGAGCUACAGGCUUUUCUUGAUAUGGCAAAAGAUGACGAUCUCAUGAAAGGUUACAAGGCAGCUGAACUAGAGAGUAAGGAAAAUCCACACACUGAGCGAUCGUUGUGGACUCAAUGUCAAUCAUUAGCUGACAUGAAGUUCGCAUAUGUGGUUUCAUGUCAACAAUAUGGUAUUCACAAGCGAUCUGGUGAUCCUAGGGCAAAAGAAAUUUUAAAGCUCAUGACUAAGUACCCAUCUCUUAGAAUUGCUUAUGUUGAUGAGGUUGAAGAGCCUAGCAAAGAUAAAACCAAAAAGAAUGAAAAGGUUUAUUAUUCAGCUCUUGUGAAAGCUGCUUUACCAGCAAAGUCAAUUGGUUCGUCUGAAACAGUUCAAAGUUUAGAUCAGGUAAUCUACAAAAUAAAGCUUCCAGGACCUGCUAUAUUGGGUGAGGGGAAACCAGAGAAUCAGAACCAUGCCAUCAUUUUCACACGUGGGGAAGGCUUGCAAACAAUAGACAUGAAUCAGGAUAAUUAUAUGGAAGAAGCUUUCAAAAUGAGGAAUUUGUUGCAAGAAUUUCUCAAAAACCAUGGUGUGAGACAGCCAACAAUACUUGGGCUUAGGGAACAUAUAUUUACUGGCAGUGUUUCAUCCCUUGCUUGGUUUAUGUCCAAUCAGGAGAAUAGUUUUGUGACAAUUGGGCAAAGAUUGCUGGCAAACCCCCUGAAGGUACGGUUCCAUUAUGGCCAUCCAGAUGUAUUUGAUAGACUUUUCCACCUGACAAGAGGGGGCAUAAGCAAGGCCUCCAAGGUCAUAAACUUGAGCGAAGAUAUAUUUGCAGGUUUCAAUUCUACAUUGCGUGAAGGCAACGUCACUCAUCAUGAGUACAUACAAGUUGGUAAAGGAAGAGACGUGGGUCUCAACCAGAUAUCAAUGUUUGAGGCAAAGAUAGCUAAUGGGAAUGGGGAGCAGACAAUGAGUAGGGACAUAUAUAGGCUUGGGCACCGCUUUGAUUUCUUCCGAAUGUUAUCUUGUUAUUUCACCACUAUUGGCUUCUAUUUCAGUACCCUGGUUACUGUCCUCACCGUUUAUGUAUUCCUUUAUGGCCGCCUCUAUCUUGCCCUUAGUGGACUUGAAGAAGGGCUGAACAAUAAAAGAAUCAUUCGAGAUAACAGAGCCCUUCAAGCAGCUCUUACUUCACAAUCUGUUGUGCAAAUUGGAUUUUUGUUGGCCUUACCUAUGGUGAUGGAAAUUGGUUUGGAGAGGGGCUUUCGUCAAGCAUUAAGUGAAUUUGUACUCAUGCAAAUUCAGUUGGCUCCUGUGUUUUUCACAUUUUCACUUGGAACAAAAACACACUAUUAUGGAAGGACAUUGCUUCAUGGAGGUGCACAGUACCGAGGCACUGGUCGUGGUUUUGUGGUGUUUCAUGCUAAGUUUGCUGAUAACUAUAGACUCUAUUCCCGCAGCCAUUUUGUUAAAGGGAUUGAGUUGAUGAUUCUGCUUGUGGUGUACCAUAUAUUUGGCAAGUCUUACAGAGGCACAGUGACCUAUGUUUUAAUUACCCUAACCAUAUGGUUCAUGGUAGCGACAUGGCUUUUUGCUCCCUUCCUUUUCAACCCCUCAGGCUUUGAGUGGCAAAAGAUAAUUGAUGAUUGGACUGAUUGGCAUAAAUGGAUAAGCAACCGUGGAGGUAUUGGUGUACCACCUGAGAAAAGUUGGGAAUCCUGGUGGGAAAAGGAACAUGAGCAUCUCCACCACUCUGGAAUGCGUGGUAUUAUUACCGAGAUUAUACUAUCUCUUCGCUUUUUCCUAUAUCAAUACGGGCUUGUAUAUCACCUCUCAAUCACUAACACGACUCAAAGUGUUCUGGUUUACGGUUUGUCAUGGUUGAUAAUCUUUGUAAUCUUGGGUCUAAUGAAGGGUGUAUCUGUUGGCAGGCGCCGCCUCAGCGCAGACUUCCAGCUUUUGUUUCGGUUGAUUAAGGGCUCCAUUUUCUUAACAUUCCUUGCCACCUUCAUAAUAUUGAUAGCAGUGGCAAAAAUGACAAUCAAGGACAUAGUAGUCUGCAUUCUAGCUGUAAUGCCAACAGGCUGGGGAUUGCUGCUGAUAGCACAAGCUUGUAAGCCAGCCAUUCAACAUGCUGCUUUUUGGGGUUCUGUCCGGGCGCUUGCUCGUGGAUAUGAAAUAAUAAUGGGUUUGCUUCUCUUCACACCAGUUGCUUUCUUGGCAUGGUUCCCAUUUGUUUCAGAGUUUCAAACAAGAAUGCUCUUCAACCAAGCCUUCAGUCGAGGUCUACAGAUUUCGCGUAUUCUUGGUAGACAAAGAAGGGAUCGGGCUGCCAACAACAAAGAGUGAUUAUAGUUGUACAGAGUUUAAUUUUUAUCAAUAUCAUUGUAAAAAUAUUUACAUAAAUCAAUCACAUGUUAUAUGGUUGUUAUAUGAUUGUUAGGGUAUGACUUCAAAGAUAAGUAUCGUCUAAUGUGAGAAUAGCUAAGUAUAUGAUUUAGAUAGAUGUCUUGCAAUUAUAAGCAUUCAUAGAAAUAGAACAUAUGUACACUUGUAUCCUCACUGGUAGUUUUGUAAAUGUUGUGUUACAACAUAUUCCCAAAACUUUGUAUAUUGUGUUUUAUUAUGUAUUACAUGUUAUUGAAUU
Arachis stenosperma is the source of this 6420-nucleotide messenger RNA. Its product is annotated as callose synthase 1-like. The transcript is spliced from 44 exons. Gene Ontology annotation, cellular component: plasma membrane; 1,3-beta-D-glucan synthase complex. Bases 273 to 6122 code for a protein of 1949 amino acids. Gene Ontology annotation, molecular function: 1,3-beta-D-glucan synthase activity. Lineage: Eukaryota; Viridiplantae; Streptophyta; Magnoliopsida; Fabales; Fabaceae. Gene Ontology annotation, biological process: (1->3)-beta-D-glucan biosynthetic process. The record is from RefSeq and is a predicted model, not a curated record.